Messenger RNA from Menidia menidia (Atlantic silverside), 1419 nucleotides. Lineage: Eukaryota; Metazoa; Chordata; Actinopteri; Atheriniformes; Atherinopsidae. The record is from the annotation of a GenBank genome assembly.
AUGUUCACAGAAUUAUUAGAAGACCUGAAGAAGACUGGACUCCGAACUGCUCCUGCUGAUCACUGCUAUGCUGGACCUGAAGAUGUGGCCUGUGAUGUCUGCUCUGGGAGAAAACUGAGAGCCAUCAAGUCCUGUUUGGUCUGUGUGGCCUCUUACUGUGAGGAACACCUUCAGCCUCAUUAUGAGUCACCUACAUUUAAGAAACACAAGCUGGUGGAGCCCUCCAAGAAGCUCCAGGAGAACAUCUGCUCUGUCCAUGAUGAGGUGAAGAAGCUGUUCUGCCGCACUGAUCAGAAGUCCAUCUGUUAUAUCUGCUCUGACAAACAGCAAGAUGUGGAGCUGCUCCAGCAGGAGGUGAAGGCCAUCGAUAAGUUUGCUGACAAAACAGUGGAAGACAGUGGGAAGAUGUUCACUCAGCUGAUCCGUUUCAUCCAGAAAAGACGCUCUGAUGUGGAGCAGCAGGUCAGAUCCCAGCAGCAAACUGCAGUGAGGGGAGUCAAAGAGCUUCAGCAGAAGCUGCAGCAGGAGAUCACUGAGCUGCAGAGGAAAGACGCUGAGCUGCAGCAGCUCUCACACACAGAGGACCACGUCCACUACUGUAUGAGCUGCAUCAAAGCCCACUUUGAUGGAGAGGAUCAGAAGGGAGUUCACAGCUGCCCUCAAUGCAGGAAAAUCUUCAUACCGAGGCCUGUCCUGGAGAAAAGCACCAUGUUAGCAGAAUUAUUAGAGGACCUGAAGAAGACUGGACUCAAAGAUGCUCCUGCUGAUCACUGCUAUGCUGGACCUGAAGAUGUGGCCUGUGAUGUCUGCUCUGGGAGAAAACUGAGAGCCAGCAAGUCCUGUUUGGUCUGUGUGGCCUCUUACUGUGAGGAGCACCUUCAGCCUCAUUAUGAGUCACCUCCACUAAAGAAACACAAGCUGGUGGAGCCCUCCAAGAAGCUCCAGGAGAACAUCUGCUCUGUCCACGAUGAGGUGAAGAAGCUGUUCUGCCGCACUGAUCAGAAGUCCAUCUGUCUUGUCUGUGCGAUGGAUGAGCAUAAAGGCCACCACACAGUGUCAGCGGCAGCAGAAAGGACUGAGAGGCAGAGAGAGCUGGAGGGGAGGCGGCAACAAAUCCAGCAAAGGAUCCAGGACACACAGAAAGAUGUGGAGCUGCUCCAGCAGGAAGUGGAGGCCAUCGAUCAGUCUGCUGACAAAACAGUGGAGGACAGUGAGAAGAUGUUCACUGAGCUGAUCCGUCUCAUCCAGAACAGACGCUCUGAUGUGGAGCAGCAGGUCAGAUCCCAGCAGCAAACUGCAGUGAGGGGAGUCAAAGAGCUUCAGCAGAAGCUGGAGCAGGAGAUCACUGAGCUGCAGAGGAAAGACGCUGAGCUGCAGCAGCUCUCACACACAGAGGACCACAUCCAGACAGGCUACUGA